ACGUUAGCUACAAAUGUAUACAUGAACACUGUAGUUCACAGGCAUCUGGCAUCUUCGUCUUUGUUACUAUUACAAGGGAACUAACCUGACUGACAGAGUGAUACUCAGUCUCAGAAGAUUCAGUUUAAAACUGCAGAAAACGCUCCACCAUUUCCUGGUUGCUAAAAAUCUAAUAGUUCGCAUAAUUUAAGUUUAUAUGACGAAAGUGUUGGGUAUCUUUUUUUUUACCAUAUAAACCGCUGUGAAAUAUAUUUUCCAUAACCAAAAAUAUAUCUUCAAAUGUUUGUAGUUGGUGUGCAAAAGUAAGACGCAAAAAACGAAAUUAAGAACAGGAAGCAUAUAAAUAUGCACAUAGAGCAGAUCUAAUUAGUCUUUCAAUGAGAAUGACAGAUCUAUAACUCAAUUUCUGUGAAUUUGGUGUUCACGCAAAAGUUACAUAUUGCAGCUUUAAAAUGUAUGUCAAAUAAAAACCAAUGACUGCAGAGUUAAACAAACCAUACAACUCUCUGCACAAGGACUACUUCUACCAAAUUCCACAAAUGUUACUAAAACACAUUUACUUGAACAUUGCAGGUGCAAUGUUUGGUAAUAGAAUGAUGGCACAAACAGUUAGCUAAAUUAGUUUUCUGCGAAUAUUUGGUUUGAAUACCUGCGGUCAUGGGCAGGAUUUGACUAUAAUCUUCCGAAGUGCAUGGAGGUGAGGCCCAACACCCUUUAAUGUUCUAUAGGCAGCCCUUUAUUGGUCAUAGUUGUCUGUUGCCAUGGCAUUCUUCAGAAAAAUAUGACUUUUUUUGUAAUGAUGAGAAUGUGUUGUGAGCCUGUGACGUCAGGGUAAAGGAGGCUGCCAUAGACGGAGAAAGUUGUAUUUUCUGUGCAAACAUUGUACUAUUCUACUACACUAAUUUUACAUUGGUUAUGUCAUCCUGGCCUGGGGAAGACCGUAUAGUGCACACAGGCUGAAAGUCGCACAUUCAUUUGCAUAAACAGACUCCCACCACCAUCCAAUUCUCAGUGACCCAUAUUUAGUGUCACACACACAGAGACAGACUCUCUCUCACACACAGUUUAAAUCACAGACACUCUCUCACACACAGUCUAAAUCACACACAGAGACACAGCCACUGCAUGACUCAUACAUCAUUUCAUAGAGACAAAAUUUGUCAGAAAGCGAUUUAGAUGGGAGGGGAGAGAGCAGCGCAAUUCUGUUGUGUAUAUGUGUGUGUGUGUGCGAAUCAACGAGCAAUUGAGAGAGAAACCAAUUUAGAAGCCUGUGGGUGGGGGCGAGAAGAGGGAUAGCAGCAGCAAACCAUUGUAUGUUAGAUCGAGAAGCAAACCAUUGUGUUUUAGAUCGAGAGAGAGAGAAGUGAGAGAUGGAGAUGUCUUAUUUUGUAAUAUGCUGUUCGUAGCAGCAGCACAGAGAGGGAGAGAGGUGAACGAGGGAGACAUGCAACAGAAACAGGAUUCUCAAGGAGGCAAACCCUCAAGCAUCCUGGGAAAGGCGCAUCCAGCUCUCAAGGCCUUCAUGUGUGGCUCCCUCAGCGGUACCUGCUCCACGCUGCUCUUCCAGCCUCUGGACCUGGUCAAGACGCGCCUGCAGACCCUGCAGAACACCAUGAAGCCUGGAGCUCCUAAGGUGGGAAUGAUGACAGUGCUUAUCCAGGUCAUUCGGACAGAGAGCUUCCUGGGCCUGUGGAAGGGAGUGUCACCGUCUUUUGUGCGCUGUAUCCCAGGCGUAGGGAUCUACUUCUCUACCUUCUACUCACUGAAGCAGCACUACUUCCAGGAGGGCCGGGCCCCUAACGCUGGGGAGGCUGUGCUGCUGGGGGCCGGGGCCAGGGCCGUGGCUGGGGUCUGCAUGCUGCCUGUCACCGUCAUCAAGACACGCUUCGAGAGCGGACGGUACAACUACGUGAGCGUCCUGGGAGCUCUGAAGAGCGUGUGUGAGACGGAGGGACCCAGGGCUCUGUUCUCCGGGCUGACGGCCACACUGCUCCGAGACGCCCCCUUCUCUGGCAUCUACGUCAUGUUCUAUAGCCAGGCCAAGAGGUCCCUGCCACCGGAGGUGAGCUCGUCGCCCUAUGCCCCAUUGGGGAACUUUGGCUGUGGGGUGAUGGCCGGAGUCCUAGCCUCUGUGGUCACCCAGCCAGCUGACGUGGUCAAGACUCACAUCCAGGUCAGCCCCGCCCACUGGACCACCAAGGACGCCAUUCGCUACAUCUAUACGGAGCAUGGUCUGAUGGGUUUCUUCCGUGGGGCUGUGCCACGCUCUCUGAGGAGGACUCUGAUGGCAGCCAUGGCCUGGACCGUCUAUGAACAGCUGAUGGCCCGCAUGGGACUCAAGUCCUGAGGAGAGGAGACAGGGAGGAACUGAUAAAGGAGGAAUAUGGGGACUUGUUUUUAUACAAAGCAGCAGUAUGAAGUCGAAGAAAGAGAGGAUGAGAAGGAGUGAAGGAGGAGGGAGAGAGGAGGUGUAGGGACUGUUUAUCACUGCAACUAGCUUGGGAAAGAAAGAGGUGGGUGUCUGUGGCAUGGAAGAGUGUGUGUGUGUUUUACAUGUUGAUGUUUGAGAGUUAUUGUGAAUGUUUGAUGUAUGUCCUUACAUUGUCAAACCUGACCUUAAAUGACAUCCCCUUUUGCUGAGAACUGAACUGAUCCCUCUCUGACUGGGGAGAGCCUAGAGAACUAUCUAUUUCUAUGGGGGAGACCAUAGGGAUGUAUUUAAUAUAUUUAUAUGGGGGAGACCCUUUCCGACUGUGGAGACCAUAGAGAAUGAUCUAUUUCUAUGGGGGAGAACCUCAGACUGGGGAGACCGUAGAUAAGUAUCUAUUUAUAUUGGGGAGACCCUCUCAGACUGGGGAGACCAUAGAGAAUGAUCUAAUUAUAUUUCUAUGGGGGAGAACCUCAGACUGGGGAGACCAUAGAUAAUUAUCUAUUUAUAUUGGGGAGACCCUCUCAGACUGGGGAGACCAUAGAGAAUUAUCUAAUUAUAUUUCUAUGAGGGAGACUGCCUGGGGAGACUAUAGAGAAUGAUCUAAUUAUAUUUCUAUGGGGGAGAACCUCAGACUGGGGAGACCAUAGAUAAUUAUCUAAUUAUAUUUCUAUGAGGGAGACUCUGCCUGGGGAGACCAUAGAGAAUGAUCUAAUUAUAUUUCUAUGGGGGAGACCUUCAGACUAUGACCACUGUGGUUUAGCUCUGGAUACCACUCCAGUGACAGAGACUGUCGCCGACUGUCACCCACUACCACUGUCUAUGACUAUGAAUGACUGGGACUAACAUCUAGGUGUCUCUAACACUCCCAAGACGAAACAGCAGCUUUGAUUGAAUUAGCUCAGCAAGAGGUUAUCCGCUGGCUAAAAGUGUAGUGGACUGGACAAAGCUACCCAGUGCCAUAACCACGCAACAUAUUUACAAAUGACCGGCAGAAUACAUUAUAACAACACAGUGAUUAUUGUGACCUGUCGACUGACUGAAGGAAAUACUAUAUUUAUUGACUGACUAAAAUAUUUCUUACUAGCUUGGACAAUCAAGACAAUAUUGCUGUGCAUUGUAGCAAAAGACUAGGCUGAUAUUUUCUAUACUGCAACUGCACAAUUAGCUACUAGCAACUUGGCAUUGGCAUACUUAGCCAUAUUAAAAUAGUGUACAGCCGGUGUUCUCUAUACCCAAUUCAACUGGGAUCUCAUUUCUAGUGCAUUCCAUUCUGGUUGCAGUGUUGUAGACCGGAUGUGCUUUAUCUAACCAGUAAUGAUAGUCAAUCCCAGAGUCAUAGAUGGAUAAUUGAUUCUAGUCAAUGCCAUUGGAACCCAGACAAUGCAACUCUGGCCCCCAUUGUGCUGUAGCAUUGUGAGACAAUAGUCAACAUCACGAUCAUGAACAUGCAGCUUCAGCAUCACUGUAUUACAUGGGCCGGAUUCAGUAGUCACAAAAAGAAAGCAAACCGGGGGGACUAGCUUAUCUUGUCCUAUAUGACAUGUAAAAUGUUUUUGUUUUUCAAUGUAAAAUAUUUUGCUACGGUGUGCACCAAUGUACACUACCGAGCUAAAUAUAGGAAUCCAUAUCAGUGAUGCCUCUUAUUAGUUUUGUAAAUUAAUAGGCCCAUGUAUUCAGCAUUUUGAGUAGUUCAUUUUUGGAAGCCCAUACACGUGUAUAUUUUUUAACCCACAGUGUCCAGUGUGCCAUGUCAUGAGUAUUAUUUUUUGAACACGUCAGUUUUAAAGAGAUGUGUUAUAUUUAAAAGUAUUGUUAGAGAUUCAAAAUAUACACUAAGUGAGCGCUACUCAGUAUUAGGAGGGUGUUCUUAAUGUUUGGAAUACUCAGUCUAUAGAGCCUGAAGCUUUGAGGACCAGAGAUGGCUGAGAGAAACUGAUUUAAAUCCAGUACCAUCACUACAAUCACUGUUUGCCAGCUGUUUUUGCGUUUUACACACACAAAUGAAAAGGACAAAACAGCUUCAAUAUACACUGUGGCCAGUUUAUUAGGUACAUCCAUCUAGUACCGGGUCGAACCCCCUUUGCUUCCAGAACAACCUGAAUUCUUUGGGGCGUGGAAACGUUGCUCAAUUGCUAUCAAGGGACCUAACGUGCGCCAGGAAAACUUUAUCCACACCAUGACACCACCGCCACCAGCCUGGAUGGGGCAAUGGACUCCUGCUGUUUAUGCCAAAUCCUGACUCUGCCAUCCGUAUGAAGCAACAGGAACCUGGAUUCGUCAGACCAGGCAAUGUUUUUCCACUCCUCAGUUGUCCAGUGUUGGAGAUCACGUGUCCACUGGAAGCGCUUGUUUAUAACUUAUAGGACCGGACCCCAGUGUGGUUGUCUGUUGCAAUAGGCCAUCCUAGACUAGGAUAGAUGAGUUGUGCAUCUCGAAAUGCCGUUCCCCCCCAUUAUUUGCCUGUUUGUGGCCCUCCUGUUAGCUUGCACAAUUCUUGCCAUUCUCCUUCGACCUCUCAUUAACAAGCUGUUUUCACCCACAGGACGGCCGCUUACUGGAUGUUUAUUGUUUGUCGCACCAUUCUCUGUAAACCCUAGACACUGUCGUGAGUGAAAAGCCCAGGAGGCCGACCGUUUCCGAGAUACUGGAACCGGCGCGCCUGGCAGCAACGAUCAUACCACACUCAAAGUUGCGUAGGUUACUCAUUUUUCUCAUUCUAACGUUCAAUCGACUGGUAACUAAAUGCCUUGAAGCCUGUCUGCCUGAUUUUUAUAGCAAGCCAUGGCCACGUGACUCACUGUCUGUAGGAGCGAACCAUUUUUGUGAACGGACCUAAUAAGCUGGCCGCUGAGUAGUUUGAGUCAUUGAGAGGGGAAACACUGAGUUAACCCUAGCUCAAUGCCAGUCAGUGACUGCACUUCAGAAUUCAACGCAUAUUUAUUCAUUCAUUCAAGCCCCUUAGCAGCGGCUGGUAAAAGGACUGGGGUGAUUGACGUUUCUUGAGAAUUGGUAGCUCUUGUCUGUGUGUUUGUGUUGUCGUGACACCAAGUUGUUUUGUGCCAUAACAUUCUUACCUUGGCGAUUAUCAUCGCUAUCACUAUUGUCCUUGAUAUUGUGACUUUACACUGUAUAUUGUCUGUUAUUAUUGUCAAUAUUUUGUCUGUGUGUGUGAGUUUGCUCAGACCGAUGCUGUGCCUGUUUUUUUUUUUAAGUGAAUAAAAUUCCCCCCAUUUUUGUACAAUGUACAAAUGUA
Molecule: messenger RNA, 5684 nt
Organism: Oncorhynchus nerka (sockeye salmon)
Lineage: Eukaryota; Metazoa; Chordata; Actinopteri; Salmoniformes; Salmonidae
Product: mitochondrial glycine transporter B-like
Exons: 7
Coding region: 1394-2347 (317 amino acids)
Biological process (GO): glycine import into mitochondrion
Cellular component (GO): mitochondrion; mitochondrial inner membrane
Molecular function (GO): glycine transmembrane transporter activity
Source: RefSeq, a predicted model, not a curated record